This is a messenger RNA of Lytechinus variegatus (green sea urchin), 12534 nucleotides long. Its product is annotated as neurofibromin-like. Gene Ontology annotation, biological process: regulation of GTPase activity. The record is from RefSeq and is a predicted model, not a curated record. The coding region runs from base 78 to 8438 and encodes 2786 amino acids. NCBI's taxonomy places the organism in Eukaryota, Metazoa, Echinodermata, Echinoidea, Temnopleuroida, Toxopneustidae. The transcript has 57 exons.
UUCUGAAUGAAGUCAUCACCGCUGUACGUCUGCCGUCGUCGGCAAGCCCAUGUAAAUUUGGUCAAAAUUAUCACAGAAUGGCCGCCCAAAGGCCUAUAGAAUGGGUGGCACUGCUUAUUCUACGCUUUGAAGAUCAGCUUCCAGGGCGUCCAGGUGGUCAGGCUAGUCAUGCCAGACAGGACUUGGAACGCAACAAAGAAUGUUUGAUCAGAGUCAGCAAGAAUCUGUUCUCUCAGGUCAUCAGCGGCCUUGCAACUAUUCUCAAGAACCUUGCAUCUACUAAGGGGCUGAAUCCAGAUCAAGAGAAAAGUCUUUUUCAGUCUCAGCUCAUCAUUUUAGACACUCUAGAGAAAUGUCUCUCAGCUCAACCCAAAGACACGUCUCGUUCCGACGAGACCAUGUUGGUCAAAUCUCUUCUGCCGGAAAUCUGUCAGCUGCUGAACGUUAUCUCUGAGAACCCUCUUACGCACCAACUUAGAACAUCUGCUUCUAGAGUCCUGUUUGCACUGAGUCUGAACAACUUCAAUGCAGUGUUCAGUAGGAUAUCAGCGAGACUCGAUGCAUUGAGCAAAUCCAGUGAUGAAACAUGUGAUGAGAGUGAUAUAGAGCUGAUACAACACAUCAAUGUUGACUGUGCUAGACUUACAAGACUACUCAAUGAAAUCAUCAGUAAGUUCCACUCUUUGAAGAGAAAUGCCAUGACGGUGUUAGCACAAAGCCUAGAGAAGGCAAUCUGGAAUUGGAUGGACAACUACCCAGUAGAAUUCAUGCAACUUCAAAGAUAUCAACACAGAGACAGUGAUGGUGUGAAUUCCCGUCUAGGACUAACCCCUCAUCAUUGUGCCGAGUGCUGUGAGAAACUCUUUGAUCUUGCUGAAAGCCAACAGGAAUCCACCAAACGAAAGAGCUCAAUGCUUCUUCUACAGGUCAUGCUGCUAGUCUUGUGUCCAGGUCCAUUAGCUGAAAUCCUCCAUUCCAAUCACUCCAACCUAUCCCCUAAGCAAAUGCAGAAGAAGCAGUUACUGGACUCCUUACGUCGGUGGCUAGAAUCCCCCGGCAGUAGCAACAGACAACAGAUGGAGUGGGCUGUGGUAGCUUGUGUCAAGCUUUGUAAGGCUGCAUCUUACCUGCAGAACUCCGAGGGGAAUGCCCUCUAUGAUUGGGUGCUCAAGAUGCUGGCAGAUCUCAAUAAUCAACUGUUCUGUCCGACACGUUCCCUUCGCUCUCAAGUAGACGUUGAGCUGCUGAUAGACAGUGCUGUGGCCUGUUACCGACUCAGGCCUUCUGUUCCAGAACACUUCCGGACCUGCCUUCAGGCACAGUCUCCUACUGUAUUCCACCUGGUACUGGCCCAGGCUCUGCAUACCAUUGUAACAAAGUCUCACAUGCCUUGGUGGCCAAAGAUUGCUCAGCUCUACUGUUUCUCUGAGAACCUAAGGCGUCUCUUUGAACAUUAUCGGAAGUGCAAUCAGAACCACAACACUGCUGUCAGAAAUCCGCCGAGCUUGACAACAUUGAAAUCCAAGAUGCCAGGAUGGAAGUCAAGGGACAAGUCUAGUGAAGACUUCCCCAGUGCUGUUCUUCUCUGGCUUGUUAAAUUAGUCCAUGCUGAUCCUAAACUCAUGCUGCAUAGCCAAGGAUCUGCUGGACAUGUCAUCCAAAACAACACAUACCAGCUGAUCACAGGGUUAGUGAAUCUCAUGUGCCAGUAUUCAACCAUUCCAGACAUCUCAGUAGAAGCCAUGAAAGCUCUUCUUACACUUCAUCAGCCAGGGAACGUGGAGCUCUGGAACCCUGAGGCACCCAUUGCAACGUUCUGGGACAUUAGCUCUCAGGUGUUGUUCUCAGUGGCUCAGAAGCUUCUUACCCAGCAGAUUGUUAACACCACAGAGGUACUCAAAUGGCUCAGUGAGGUCCUUUCCCUCCGAAACCGAUUCCUCAACAAAUACAAGGACCAUGCAACAGUAGAUAGCAACAUUCCAAGAACAAGGGAGGCUCAGAACAAGUUAGAGUGUGUAUUCAUCAUGAACCUAUGGAGCUGUGACCAAGAAGCUAUGUCCACUGCCCUCUCCUGCCUGGGUCAGCUCUGUGAGGAAGCUGAGAUAUGCUGCGGCACCGACGACUAUGCCCUCACUCAGGUGGUGCCCAACUAUGGUGUCUACACAGAGCUAGCCCGCCUCCCGCAAAUAGGACCACAGGAAAAAGUAGCUAAGCGGAAAAGAAUAUUUGCAUCUUUGAGAAAGAUUGAAUAUGUCACCGAUGGCAACAGUCAGGCAUGGGAUGAGACAUACACUCUUUGGGAGAACUCAACACGAUCAUUAGGAUUGUACAAAGGGAAAGGAGAGGACAGUGCCUCACUGGAUAGUAAAGGGAACAUGCGGCGGACUGGAAAGGCAUCACACAGUGUACUACAGCCCAGAGAACAAGAGUUUGAAGAAUGGAAGAACAUGACUGGUUUCUUAUGUGCAUCAGGUGGUAUGUGCCUCAAGUCUAGAAACAGGAGACCUAGAUUUGAUUCACCAUGUGAAGCUGGUCCAAGACACAUAGGAGCUCCAGUCCUUGCUUCAUCUCCAGUCACCGAGGAACCUACAGAUCAACUCAAAAAUUUCAUGGCCAGUCUAUUGAGAUUACUUGUGUGCAAUAAUGAGAAACAUGGUGCUAAGGCUAGAGACUGUGUGAAAGAGAUGAUAGGAGAGGAGCUUGAUCCAGCACUCUAUCCACAACUCUUCCAACAAAUCAAGGAAUAUGUUGAUAAAUUCUUUGACAGUAAUGGACAGGUUGAAACAACAGAGGCCAAUACCUUGUUCAUCAAGCAUGUCAUCCAGGUGCUACGUCAGGUCCUUGGGAAUGGUAGCGAGGAAGAAGAGGUAGCAGAACAUCUAGGCAUCGUCAGUAUAGAGGGCCUUAUACUCUCUAUAACAAGGUAUGUAAGGAGACUAGAUCCCAGCACAGCCAAUGAGAAUGUUGUGAAGAUCAAAGUUCAACUGUGCAAGCUUUUAUCCAUGAUGAUGAUGAGGAGAGAUUGUCUAUCAUUCAGGCAAGAGAUCCGUUUCAGGAACAAGCUAGUAGACUAUCUCUCAGAUUGGAUCCUCGGAUUCUCAAAUGAUGGUGCCACUGAUGAAAUCAAGUCUCUUACAAGAGAGUUGGAUGAAGCAAGUAUGGAAGCCAUGGCCUCUCUGCUGGUAGCACUCCCUCUACAGCCAGAAGAAGGAGAUGCCGGUGAUAUUAUGGAAGCCAAAUCAAAACUAUUUCUGAAAUAUUUUACAUUAUUUAUGAAGCUCUUGAAUGAUGUCAUGGAUAGAGAGGAGGAGAAGAGCGUUGAAUCAACGAGGUCUCUUCCCGAGACUAAUAAUCAGUCUUCACUCAGGAAAUGUACUAUACAAGCAAUGUCAAACCUACUCAGUGCAAACAUAGACAGUGGUCUUAGACAUUCCAUAGAACUGGGUUAUCACCCUGAUGUCCAGACGAGAGCAGCCUUCAUCGAGGUCCUCACUAAAAUCCUUCAACAAGGAACAGAAUUUGAUACCCUGGCAGAGACGGUCCUUGCUGACCGGUUUGAGAGGCUGGUUGGUCUUAUGACCAUGCUCGGUGAUAAGGGGGAACUCCCAAUCGCCAUGGCCCUCGCUAAUGUCAUUGCUUCAUCACAGAUGGAUGAACUAGCCAGGGUUUAUGUGACUCUGUUUGAUGCUAAACACUUGCUCUACCAACUGCUGUGGAAUAUGUUCUCAAAAGAGGUAAAGGUGGAGCUGGCGGACUGCAUGCAGACCUUAUUCCGAGGCAACAGCCUGGCGUCCAAGAUCAUGGCUGCCUGCUUCAAGAUGUACGGUCAGAACUACCUCAAGCUCCUCCUCCAGCCGCUGGUGCAGGAGAUGAUGACGGGUCCGACGAGUCAUAUCCGCUAUGAGGUGGAUACUGCUCGCAUGGAAGCGCAUGAAGAGGACAACCUUCCAGAGUACCAGUCUAACCUUAUGCAGCUGGCCAAGAAGUUCUUCAUUGCCAUUGUCAAUUCAGUCGAUCAGUUUCCGCCCCAGCUACGUAGUGUGUGCCAUUGCUUGAAGGAGGUUGUAGCCCAGAGGUUUCCAAUGAAUACAUUAGGAGCUGUGGGGAGUGCAAUAUUCCUCAGGUUUAUCAAUCCUGCCAUUGUAUCACCCUAUGAGCAUGGGAUUGUGAACAUGAAGCCAUCGUUGAAGGUGCAGAGAGGUCUUAAGUUGGUCUCUAAGAUUAUGCAGAAUGUUGCCAACCAGGUGCAAUUCAAAGAACAGCAUAUGAUGCACUUCAAUAAGUUUCUCAGUGAGAAUGCCGUCCGAGCCAUGAGAUUCUUCCAGGACAUUGCUUCAGACUGCCAUACCAUUGAGAGUGUCAGCAGUACUUCCUACAUCUCUGAUGCCAAUGUUCUUGCCCUUCAUAGAUUAUUAUGGAAUCAUCAAGAGAAGAUGGGUGCUUUUCUGUCAAGUAGCAGAGAUCAUCGAGCCGUCGGACGCAGACCGUUUGAUAAGAUGAUCACUCUCCUAGCUUACAUUGGCCCUCCAGAACAUUCCAGAUUGGUCCUUGAUUCACAUUUUGGGAGCAUGGAUCUGACAAGCAGCAGCUUUGAAGAGAUGAUGGCCAGACGCAACAUCUUCAACGAGGAAGACUUCAAGCGUCUUAAAUCUCUCAACAUCUUCUACCAAGAUGGUAUCUCAAAGGCAGGCAAUCCUGUCUUCUACUACGUAGCAAGGAAAUACAAGUGUUCAGAGAUAGACUUUGAGCAGUUGAUGUACCACAUCUUACUCACUCUCAAACCAUUUGAUAAGAAUCCAUUUGAAGUCGUCCUAGACUGCACCAACUUUGGACCUGACAAUCGCUUCAAGCCCCAAGUCCUUUCCCGUGGUGUUCGUUUCCCUGAACAUGUUACUCAGAACCUGUCAGCUGUCUAUGUCUACAACUGUAACUCAAGACUCAAGGAAUACAUCAAGAGGAAUGAAAGGGUCUUUGUCCUGCUGAAGGGUACACGGAAGAUCAUAUUCAUUGAGUCCGUAGCCAAGCUGGGUGAAUACAUCGAGCCUGAUCAACAAAGAUUGCACAAGGCUACCCUGGGACUGGAUGAAGAUCUGAAAGUAUUCAACAAUGCACUCAAAUUAUCAGACUCACACAAGGAUAUUAAAGUAGCCAUCAAGGUUGGUUCUAGUGCAAUCCAUGUGACAUGUAUGGAGAAGACUAAGAUCCUUGUUCAGCCUGUUCUACUCAAUGACAUCUACCUUGCUUCAGAGAUUGAUGAGGUUGCCCUGGUUGACGAGAAUCAGUUCACGGUGACGCUUCAAGAAGGUCGUCUCCUAUCCUUCAUGCACCAGGAGUGUGAAGAGGUUGCUAAAGCUAUUCAACACAUCAGAACAAGAUGGGAAAGAUCACAACCGCAAGAGACGGUAGCAGUACAUUCCAAGAUCAAACCCAUGGAUGUCCCAGGCACACUUCUCAAUAUGGCCUUAUUGAACCUUGGUAGUAAUGACCCCUGUCUGAGGUCAGCUGCCUACAACUUGCUAUGUGCCCUGACUGCGACCUUUAACCUCAAGAUUGAAGGUCAGCUGCUUGAGACAGCCGGAUUAUGCAUCCCAGCAAACAACACAAUCUUCAUUGUCAACAUCAGUAAAACAUUAGCUGCCAAUGAACCACAUCUUACACUAGAGUUCCUUCAAGAAUGUAUCACAGGAUUCAGUAAGAUCAGCAUUGAACUCAAACAUCUGUGUCUGGAAUACAUGACACCUUGGUUGCCUAACCUCACCAGGUUUAGCAAGAGAUCAGAUGAAUCAAAGAGAUACAAACUGACUGUUGUCUUAGACAAGCUGAUUCAUAUGACCAUCACAGAGAAGCAGAUGUAUCCAUCGAUUCAAGCUAAGGUGUGGGGUAACAUCGGACAGGUGGAGGAUCUCAUUGACUGUGUCCUUGACAGCUUCAUCAAGACAAGUGUAUCUGGUGGUGGACUACCCAGAGCUGAGGUUAUGGCUGACACGGCGGUAGCACUGGCAUCAGCUAAUGUCAAACUAGUAUCUGCCAAGGUUAUCGAAAGGCUAUGCAAUAUCUUAGAGAAGACAUCCCUGUCACCGACUGCAACUCUUGAGAAACACCUGAUGUGGGAUGACAUUGCCAUCCUAACUCGUUACCUUCUCAUGCUGUCUUUUGAUAACUGCCUUGAUGUUGCCAACAACUUACCAGCUCUGUUUCACAUAAUCACCAUGCUGGUUUCAACAGGACCACUAGCACUAAGGGCAUCAAUACAUGGGCUAGUGAUAAACAUUAUCCACUCCCUGUGUACAUGCUCACAACUCAAGUUCAGUGAGGAGACCCAGAAAGUCCUCCAUCUUGCCCUCACUGAAUUCUCCUUGACAAGAUUCAAGAAGAUGUUUGGUAUCAGCAAGGUGAAAUCAGCUACAGUUGCUGCCUUUAGGUCAAGCUACAGGGAGAGACCGUCGGGUCAGCAGACUGAGAUCAUGCCUUUGAGUAGCUUGGAAGCUAUCACAGAUGCCUUGCUAGAAAUUAUGGAGUCUUGUACGAAGGACAUUCCAACAUGUGAAUGGCUGAAAGAAUGGACAGAACGUACAAGGAAGUUUUCAUUCCAGAACAACCCCGCCCUUCAGCCCAGGGCCAUGGUAGUCUUUGGCUGCAUCAACAAAUCCACAUCACCCAAAGAGAUGCGUAGUCUCCUACUCUUCUUAGCUCAAGCUGUACACAAUGCCAUCAAUCAGAAGGAUUGCUAUGGGAGUGGUAUUCAACAGAAUAGCUCCUUGUUGUACAUAGAGUCUAUCGUCAUUGCUAUGACCAGACUACAACCACUGCUGGAGAAGGAUUCUCCAAUGCACAAGCUUUUGUUCUGGGUGUCCAUAGCUGUCCUUCAGCUUGAGGAAGCAGCCCUCUAUGCUGCGGGUAUGGCCAUGUUGGAACAGAAUCUACACUGCCUCGAUGAACAAGGACUCUUUGAAGACACUAGUCCGGAGGUUGUGCUGAUGGCCGUUAGAGAACCUUUAGAUUUCCAGUUCAAGCAAAUGGAUCUAGCUGUUGGUCUGAGCUUCAAGUACAACUUCAACUUUGCUCUUGUUGGACAUCUACUCAAAGGAUUCAGGCACCCUACCAGUGCUACGGUAUCAAGAACAAUCCGUAUCUUAAACCUGAUGCUAGAUAUUGUCUGCAAACACAGAAACUGUGACAAGUUUGAUGUGAACAUGGAAUCAGUAGCGUACCUUGCAGCCCUCUUACCAGUAUCUGAAGAGGUUAGGAGUCGCUGCAGCAUGCGUCGGAACUACCCUAACCUAUCCCCAGAGACACUAGAACUUGACAACUCGGUCUUUGUUCAAGUACAGUACCCUUACCAUCCGACACCCCACCAAGGUCAACAGCAGAGGUCUCCCUCCAAGAGAUUAAGAUCCCCGCAUAAAACCCCCGGCAUCACGAAUGCCACUGUCAAAACCCAGCGGAGUUUGGAUUCAGCACUCAGACAGCAGCAAGGUCCGGUGACGGUUGACAAGUCUCCAUUGAAGCAGUACAAGAGCUUGGACCUGCCACCUCACAGCACGGGGAGAGGGGCUCGCAGUCCGGAGGUGGUGGUUAGCGGGGUGGCUUCAGGGGCUACUGCUGAGGGAGGAGUAGGGGAGAGGAGAGUUCGGCAUGAGAGGAGGACCAGUGGGACUGCUAUGACAAUACCACAACCGAGAAAGGAACGGAAAGUCUCCACACCGUCAGAGAAUGUACUCCUCAAUGAUGAAGUCCUCACAGAGUCGGGUGUGCAAGCUUUGUUGCUAACUGUUCUAGCUACCCUAGUACGUAAUAUGAAUGAAGGAGAUGUAGGCAUCCUGUAUGAAUACCUAGCUGAAGCAAGCCAAGUCUUCCCUCAAGUAUUUCCCACUGUGUAUUCAUUGCUAGAUUCCAAGAUCAGCAAUGUGCUGAGAACCUGUGACAACCAAGCCAUGUUAGCAGCAGUCCAGAGCAUCAUUCAGAAUACCUUGGCCAGUGAAGAAGGCCAGAUACAACCUACAAAUCUUCAAGGUAUUGGAUUUGGCGGCUUAUGGCGAUUCAGCAGUCAGUUUCCACAGAAAUCUGAGAUCCGAGGUACCUCCGACCACUUUGUGAAACUUCUGCAGGCCAUGGCCGAGCAGUGCCGUACAGGAGAUGACAAUGAUUGGCUGUCGGUACCCACGCUUGAGUUCUUCUCACUGACCACGCCCUUAGUGGUAGGUAACCUCUCCAACUCCAUGUCAUCUCUCUGCUCCUCCCACUCUGCGUCCGAUGUUGAACAGCUUUCAUCGUCCCACAGUGCUCAGCUCUUUGCAGCGCCAUCCCAGCGUCUAAGACACUGCUCGGACCACCAAACCAUGAUGACCUCCACAAGCUUGACCGGGAAUGUCCAGGCCAGGCCGCAGCACCGGAGUAGCUUCAAACGGAAGAAGCAGCAGCAGCCUUCCAACAGGUAGCACUGACCUACCAUCAGAUGUUUGUAUUUAUUCAUAUCAUUUCCUUAUUUAAAGACUUUCACGAUAUGCUUCUGCACCUAAGACAAAUGUUACAAUUCUUGUGGAACUGGGAUUUCAACAAAAUGAAAAUUUAAAUGAAAAUAUGUUUAUGAAAAAAAUUUAUUUAUAAUUGAUUAUAGUAAGAUUGAAACUGCCCGUAGAAGUGGGGAUAUGGUAGCACUUAAAAGAUGCGAAGUUUUAUUUUGUAAAUGUAUCAGAGUCUAUGUAUUCCGGUGAUGAAAGUUGGACGGGACAGUGUGUGUUGAAGCAGAAUUUAUUCAGUGUAUGUGGUACUUAUUGAGAUUGAUUUUGUAUUACUUUUACAAACUUUGUUGUAGUCACCAACAGGGAUUGUUCCCUUUGUCAAGAAUGGUAUGCAAGUCGAUACUUGAUAUGUUAGUAAAUAGUCUAAAGUAAUUGGAAUUAGGAAUUAUAGCAAUUGCCGGCCUUGCUCUAAAUGAAGACAAAUUGUAUCCAUUUUUUUUCCUUCUAUUUUCGCAAGAGAAAUUUUCUGAGAGAAUCACGUUAUCAGGUUUAUCUCAUUGCAUUGGAAAUGAUAUGUUGCAGCCCUAUACACAGCAAUAAUAUGAUGUAAUUUGUCCAGUAAUUUUAUUUCAGUCACAGGUUCAUAGCCACUGCUGAGAUUAUGGUGCUUAUUUAAAAGGUAUAUUUGGGUUCCAUUAAUCAAAACGUAGCUAUUGAGCAUUGUUGUAGUUUGUUAAAUCACUCUGCCGAGUAUUUGCUUCAUUUAAUCAGACAUACAUUUCCACACCAUUUGUCCACCCCUCUGUGCUCUCCUUGCCUCACAGUCCAUUGCAAAUGACACAAAAACCCAACAAAACCAAGGAAAUUUAGGUCAAUAAACUUUAAUUUCAUUUAGAUUGGGUAGUGACAAAAUGAACUAAUAAUUAGUACAAGGUUAAAAAAUCAUAUUUCAUCUAGCCAGAUCCAGGCCCCAUUUUGUUAGAACCUAUGCUAUUAUUGGAAAACUUUUGCCUGACAAAAUUUAAACAAAGAGGUGGUGCUUUGGGAAUAGAUUGAGCAUUAUCAGUAGUGCUGAUUGUAUGAUUGAUUGCACCAUUUCUUAUUCGCAAUCAAUCAUACAAAUCAACUAUAUGAUCAGUUGCUGUCAAGGUUUGUGUUAUUGGGACCCAAUUCUUGUUGUCAUUUUUGUUUGAAUCUUUCAUCAUAUACUGCCCUACAUUUCUUUUGCUGCUGUAAAUCAUGACUGCCUUCCUAUCUGAUGGAAACAAGGUUUUGUUUGUCAAAGAUAUGCACAUAAAUUGAUAUUUUAUUAUGUUUAUAGGAGAGAGAAAAAAAGAGCCUUUCCAUUGUAUGAUAUGAUUCCACUACAAGAGUUCUUGGCCCUGUCUUACAAAGAGUUACGAUUGAUCCAAUAAAUCUCAAGUAUAUGGCAAUCCAUCGAUGGCAUAAUUUUUUCUUUUGGAAAUUGCUCAAUGUCCUUUGAAAACAAAGAUAAGCAUACUGAAUUGUCAAGAAAACAGUGAAUGUAUGAUUAUGUCAUUUCCAGAAAAUAUUUUGAACAAACAUGUAUUUUAGAUGUUGACGAUGAUGGCUUCCAUAGUUGCAUUUGGCUGGAUCAAUCGCAACCCUUUGUAAGACCGGUCCCAGGUCAGUUUAUACAGGUAGUUCAUGCACCCAUCGCAUGCAAGACCUAUGGCAAUUUUAAUAGCUUAGGCAGACCAAUUUUCACACAAUAGCCCUCCAAACCCUAUAAGAAGGCAAGUCUUUCAUUUGGGGUCAUACAACUGUUGGGAAGAAAGCUUUUGCUUCUGGCAGGCAUGAGUGAUGAGGGAUGUGUUGUGAUGAGAAAAAAAAAUUGCAAUUGGUUUGUAUGCAAGAUCAGCCUCAACAAGAAUUGAGAUUUUCAACAAAUUUCCAUACCAAGGACUGAAAUCCUUGUCUGGACCGAUUAUGCUUUCACUCGGGUUUCCACAAAAUAGCAAGUCUUUGAAAUGUCAGACAUGAUGUAUUUGAAGGCUAUGAUAUCAAUGACAUGAGCCAUCAUCACUUAAUUUCAAGUUAUAGGCCUAUUUGAUAGGGAAUUACACUGUAAGGAUUUAUAGAUGAUUUUGUAUAGUAGAUUGAGAAUACUCUAUUGACCGUAGGUAAGAUAAUGAAUAUUGCUAGCAAUCCACGAGGAAUUCCUUUAUAUAUCCAUGUUCCCUUUCUUUUAUUAUGUCAUCAUGCUUUAGAUGUUUGGUAGAAACAAAUUAGUAAAUCAACAGAGAAUAUAAAUGCACUUUACAAACAUACCUCCACAUUGAGUUUAGUUUCUUUUCUUUCAGAGGAAGAAGCAUGAAAUAUCGUUUUACAUACAGUUUGAAUGAUUUUAUUUUCCAGAUGAAUAUGUUUUGUGUACUGUACAUGUAGAUAACUAGAUACAGAAAUGCAUAUUGAGAUGAAGUAUCCCUCUUUACACUGUUUGCCUAAUCCCAGUAUGUAGAUCUUUUAAAAUUGUUGUAAAAUACAUACUGUAAAAGGAUGUAGAAAGAGUAUUGUACAAAAUGUGAAUAUAUAUAUUUAUGUACAGGGCCAUCGCUACUGGUUCAGAAGCUACAUUGUACAAUUCAUUGUAUAUAUAUAUAUGUAUAUAUAUAUAUACUUGUAGAAUUGAACAUGCAGAUGGAGAAUGUUAGAAUUGAAUGAAAUGAUAUUUGUACAACUUGCCAGAACUAUAUACCUAUAAUAGUAUCAUGAUGUAUUUGAAAAAUAUUUAAUAUGAAUAUAUGCUUUGUUAAAUAUGCAAAACAUGUGGAUUAGUUGCCUGGGUCUUCUACAAUGUGUUCAAGCAUUCAUGUAUUUGUGUAUAGAUCACUGUGUUUGUAAUCUUUUGCACAACUCAACACACGUUUGUUUGAUGUCCAGUGCUUCAUGUAGCUUGUUCCCCAUUGCCAAAUCUUCUUCGAUAUAUGACCAGUGAUUCAGUCUCAUGGUCCAUUUGUUUUCUCUUUGAUUCAUUAAAUCAUCCCACUUACCACCAACUUUCAUGUAAUAUAUCUUUGUUUUAGUAGAUAUUAUUACCAGAUAUAUUUCCACAAAGAGAUUACAAUUAUCACACCUCCAUUGUCAUUUAAACCGAAUUUUGAAAGAUAAAUAUGCAACACAAUUAUCAUAGAUUUGCAUUAUUUUACAGUGCAUAUUAAUGUUAUCAAUUGUCAGAUUUUUACUAGGACAUGUUGUAAGGGAAAAAUCAUUUUGUUUGAUUUGAUAAAACUAGGUUUCAACAUUGAGGCUUAGCAGUCCAGAAAAGUACUCAAACUUUUGUUUUUCAGUAACAAUGAUAGCACUCUGUUUCCCUAAUUCUAAUGAAAAUCACUACUCUCUCACAAAAGAGAUAUUUUGUGUACCAGUACCGAAUUCCACUGCUUCUUUCUCUUGAAAUGAAGCGUCUAAACCAUAUCAAAAGGAUGACGAAUCCCAUUUCAUAAGGCUCAAAACAUAGGAGAGGCAAGCAACCAUGCUCCAUGACCCCAAAAUAGGGACCAUUAAGAUUUUUUACAAAAGAAAAAGAAUAAUCUGUCCAAAGUUGCAAUAAACACGCAAUUUUAUUCACGAGUCCACCGUUUGAUGAGUGGACUCAUUAAUUCAAAACAGUGAAGUCAUGAAUAAAUUAGCGUGGAUAACCACGGAAACGGGCGUCAACUUGGUGCACUUUGACAAAAGCGCGCAUCAGCAUUGGACAUUUCUUAAUUUGCGCACUAAAUAAGCAUAAUUUAUACAGGAAAUCAGCAGAAACCAUGGGUUCAACCGAUGGUUUUAAAAACCACCUUUGUGAAUUUGGGCCUUUAUGUCACCGUGUAUGAAUACUAGGAGAAAAAGAAAUGUUGCCGAGUUUUGUCUCGUCUCGUCAUAGCUUUCUAGUUUUCAGGAAACCACAAUACUGAACUGUCAACUUCAUUUUUAAUAGAGAUGAAAGGUUCUGGUGCCCAUAUAUUGCUUUGCCUAGAGAGCCAUAAAUGCCGAGAAUAGUGUUCCACAUACCCAAGAUUAACACCUUGGUCACAUUUGUUCUACGGCAGCCGUACGGAGAGUC